CUCGCAGCUGAGCAUCACGAGAGGUAGAAGCGGCGGCAGCGACAGCCAAAACGGUUUCGGCAGGAAGGGGCGACGGGCUGUGACUGUGGAUGCUUAGUCACAUUUGGCUUUGACCAGGGAGGUGAAGGAUGGAGCGGUUGGAGGAGAAACACUGAGGCGGGUCGGCGGGUGAAGAUACAGGAAGAAAGCAGGAGGGCAUCGCUAAAUCCGGAGUAGAUGAUGCUUAUUUGCCGCAGGCCCCGCCAUCGUGAAAUUGGAUACCGAAUUGCGGCGGAUGGGGUGACCGAGCUCGCUGCUCCGCCGGGGAGGUCCCUGCCUUCGGACGUUACCGGGGUGGGAGCUGCCUGUGCCCGGUUCUAAGGAAGGAAGGAGUGGCAAGAGGGAAAAUGCAGACGGAGGAGGAGACGGCCACCGCAGAAGAGCCCAUUUUGGAGGAAGGGUCAGGACGAGAGCAGCAAAGGCCAGUCCAGCAGUCUCUGGCCUCCUCCCUGUGUCGGGAGUCCCAUUGGAAGUGCCUCCUCCUGACCCUCCUCAUGUACGGCUGCUUUGCCACACUGGCCUGGUGCGCUCUCUGUCGCGUGCCCGUCCUCGGCUCCUCCAUUCCUCUCGGUGCUGACGACGAAGCCACCUCGGCGGCCUACUACAAUGGCAUCCUGCCCCUGGACAGUCCGUGCUCCAGCGGCUACGUCUACAUCCCCCUGGCCUUCCUGGCAAUGCUGUAUGUGGUUUACUUGGUAGAGUGCUGGCACUGCUUCUCCAAGACAGCACUGUUGGCUCACGCUGAAUUCCAGGAAGUGUACGAGCGUGUGCAGAGGCUUCAGCAAGCCACGCCCUGCAUUUGGUGGAAGGCCAUAAGCUAUCACUACGUGAGGAGGACCAGACAGGUGACAAGAUACCGCAACGGAGAUGCAUAUACAACCACACAGGUCUACCAUGAGCGGGUGAACACUCACGCUUCCAGUUCAGAGUUUGACUACGCCCGCUACGGUGUCAAAGACGUAUCAAAGGAGCUGUUGGACCUGCAGCUGCACCCUGCUGUCCGCCUUCGUUUCACCAAGUGUUUCAGCUUUUCCAGUGCACGUGCUGAAGCUGCCUACCUCACCCAGCGAGCGCGCUUCUUCGGGGAGAACGAGGGGCUUGACGACUACAUGGAGGCCAGGGAGGGAAUGCACCUUAAGAACGUGGAUUUCCGCGAACACAUCCUGGCGUUCCCAGAUCCUGCUCACCAGCCCUGGUUUUCCAGGCACAGGGUGUUCUGGCUGGCUUCUGCUUUCCUCCUGUCGUGGCCGCUGCGGGUUGUGUCAGAAUAUCGCACAGCAUAUGUCCACUACCAUGUGGAGAAGCUGUUAGGGGAGGAUGAGGAUAGUGGCGGAGGAGGCGGUGGAGGCGGGCCGGGUGGAGGAAGAGGGGAUGGGGUCGGGGGAGGGACCGAGAAUGGAAUCCACCCCGGAGGAAUCGGGAUUGGAAUUGGUCUAAAUGGGACAAGUUACAGAGCCAUCUCUCGGGUCAACACGGUGGACAUGACAGAAUUGGAGUGGCACAUCCGCUGUAACCAACAGAUGGUCCCGAGCUACUCUGAGGCCCUCCUUAUGGACUUGGACAUGAGUGGGGGGACAAACCCUACUGCCUCUACGCCCAUCUCUGGGCCUACAGUCUCCACCCCCAGCCAGGGGCCCAACCCACCUCCUCUAGCUCUGCCUGUUGUGUUUAACUCGGCUUACCUCCUCCAGAGCUGCCCCCGAUGCCGAAGGACCACGUCAAGUUCCAGUCUUCCUUCCAGGCUAAGGGCCCCCAUGGGAACCACAGCCCUCCUGAAUGCUACAGUGGCAGGGAUCAGAGCAGCGGGGCAGGGAGGUGGGGGUAUAGGAGGAAGGUUGGUGCUCAGUCGAAGCGGAUUCUCCCUGGGGAGACUUGGAGCUGGGCGCCAGAACAGCCUGUUUCAUUCAAGGAGCAUGGGAGGAGGGCUGGGAGGAAGAGGAGGAGGAGGAGGAGGUGGUGGUGGUGGAUUCCUUGGAUUAGGUUCAAGACAGGACAACGAGGAGACCAGAGGAGUGCUGGAAGGAGAAGGGGACGACGAUGAGGAAGAAGAGCAGCAGGAGGAGGAGGAGGAGGUGAGGAGAAGGGAACAGGGAAGAGGAGGCAGAGAGAGGGAUGAAGAAGCAGAGCAAGAGAGUGGAGGGGGUGGCGAGUUAAGAGAUGGUGAGGUGGUAGGGAGGGAUCGUCCUCCAUCCUACCAGGACGCAUUCUUCUUUCCUGUCCUCAUCAUACACGGAGAGGAGAGCUGCCAUGCUGGAGACGACAUGUGACAAUUCGGAAAAAAAACAUAUUAAGAGCAAGAAAGUCUGGGCAGAGGCCGAGGGAGAUGAAAGAAUGCACUGAACAAAGAAAAGGUUGGAUCAGUGAGAAGUGGAUGAGGGAAAAUGAGAUGAUAGACCUGAGGAAUGAAUGGAAUGAGAACAGAAUGAGGUCGAAAGAAAAGAGUUGGUUGACAGCAUACCAACCGCAUAAAGAAGAAAGGAUGCAGGCAGAACAAAGCGUAAGAGGUAAGAACAGCUGUAUGACAGACAUAUUGCCACAGAAAGAGGGAAGGAAAGGGGGGAAAGAUGAAAAGAAGGAUGGUUAGAGAAUGUACUCUACGAGGGGAGGAGGACAAACAGAGCAAGUGGACUGCUGCAGGAGUUUUGAACAGAUAUAGUGCCUACUGUAAAAUGGCAGGAAACACUGAUUCAGACGGUAUUGAGAGCCGAUAGGGAGUGCAGCAGCAAGAUGGUGUGGAGUCUGAGAACAUGAGUGAAGGCAAGAGAAUGCUCGCAGUCCUAGACUUUGCUACACAGAGAUUGUAUGAGAGAUGGGAUACUUGGGAGAAACGAAAGACUGAAAACACGGGGAAGUCUAUUUCCAGAUAUAUCUAUGCAAGGACAGGAGAGGGUGGAGUAACAGGUCUAAAGAUAGCCGAUUGGAGAGCAGUGGAGAGACUCCAAACCAGCUGAGUGGUAGUGGGUAUUUUUUCAAAAAGAAAGAAAAGUGGAGGAACUGCAAAAUGAUAUUUUGAGGGGUUGAAGCUUUGGUUUUGCUAAAAUCAAAAUAUCUGGAGGCAGACUAAAAAUCUGACUCAUGAAAGGGAUGGAUGGAGUUUUUGAAGAGGGGUUGUAUGAGGUACUUAUUUAUAGUUAGGUCAGCAGCCUCAGUUAGGAGAAGCGGGAGUACCUACACAGACGCUAUAGCAAUGUAACUUCCUGAUGUGGAGAAGGGUAACAGCAAAAUGUAUUUUAGUCUUCUAAAAAAAUCAGCUUAAGUGAAUGCUAUAUUGAUAAAAUUUUCACUACUU
Molecule: messenger RNA, 3328 nt
Organism: Epinephelus lanceolatus (giant grouper)
Lineage: Eukaryota; Metazoa; Chordata; Actinopteri; Perciformes; Serranidae
Source: RefSeq, a predicted model, not a curated record